UAUGACUACAAAUAUUCAAGUGAUUUGUCGAUUUAGGCCUGCGAUACCUGGAUAGGUUGAAAGCUAGAUCUACUUUGCAGAUGAUAAGAGUGUUCUUAUAGAAAAUUAACAAUUCAAUUUUGAUCAUAUAUUCCAUCCAGGAAAAUAAAUAGAUGUAUUUAAGGUGGCUGCUGAACCAGUAAUAAAAGGAGUUUUAGAAGGAUUUAAUGGUACUGUAGUAGCUUAUGGUUAAACUGGAUCUGGGAAGACUCAUACGAUGGAAGGAACAACUGGAGAUGAUUAAGGUAUAAUAAAGAGAAUGGUGAAUACAGUUUUUGAUUAUAUAGAAGAGAGUCCAGAGUAUGUAGAGUAUCGAAUUAAAAUAUCUGUUGCGGAAUUGUAUAUGGAAAAGGUGAGAGACUUAUAAAAUAUAAAAAAAACAGAUCUAAAAAUUAGGGAGGAUAAAAAUCAUUCCACAUAUAUUGAAGGAGUAACUGAAACAUCAAUAGCAGAUUAAUCAGAAAUAUAUGAUAUAUUGAAAAUGUGCAAUGCUAAUAGAAUGAUAGCUAGUACAAAUAUGAAUGAGUAAUCAUCAAGAUCUCAUAUGAUAUUUUUGAUGACAGUCUAAUCUAUAGAUUUAAGAGAUUAAUCAGCUAAAACUGGUAAAUUAUUUUUAGUUGAUUUGGCUGGUAGUGAAAAAGUAUCAAAGACAGGAGCAGAAGGUAAAAUAUUGGAUGAAGCCAAAGGAAUAAAUAAAUCAUUAUCAGCUUUAGGUUAAGUGAUUAAUGCUUUAACUGAUGGAAGUUAACAUGUUCCAUAUAGAGAUUCAAAAUUAACCAGAAUAUUAUAAUGUUCAUUUGGUGGUAAUAGUAGAACAACACUUAUUAUUACAUGUUCACCUGCUUAAUUUAAUUUAUAAGAGACACUUUCAACUUUAAGAUUUGGUGUUAGAGCUAAAGCAAUUAAAAAUAAACCUAAAAUUAAUAAAGAACAUACAGUUGAAGAAUUAAAAAUUAUUGUUUAAGAAAAAGAGAGAGAAAUAUUACUUUUAUAAGAACAAUUAUCUUAAUUCAAAAAAGGCAUUGUUAUUAGUGAUGAAGAUAAAGAAAUUUUAAAAGAUAUUUAAGAAGAUAUUAAUUCUGAAGUUCCAAAUAAUAAUAAUGACGAAUAGAUAUUAUAAAUGUAAUAGAUCUUAGCUAAAUAUGAAUAAGAAAUUGAAAUGUUAAAACAAUCGUAGUUCUUAACUUAAUAAAAGGAGAUAGAAUUAAAAAAUCAAUUAAGAAUAAAGGAAGAAGAAAUGCUAGAAAGUAUUUAUAUAUCUAUAUCAUUAAUAGAAGUGUAAGAUUAUGAACAUUAAUAUAUGAGAAUGGAUACUGAUUAUUAAAAAAAGAUAUCUCAUAUUCAUAGAACUUUGACUUAAAAACUUGGGUCAAAUGGAGAUAGAGAUUUAUUUGAUGAUGAUUAAGUUUUGAUUCUAAUUGAUAAUUAUGUCAAAGAGAGACUUACAUCUAAAAUGAAAUAAAUAACAUAUCUCUAUAAGAAACAUCAUAAAGAUUAAUUGAAUGAAUAAUUGAUGGCAUUUUUGACAGAUGAUAAAAAAGAAUUUAACAUUUAAAGUAUAGAUAUUAUAUCCACACUAGAUGAUUAAUUGGCUGAAUUACAUACUUAAGUAGCUCAAUUAAAAAAAUAAAACUUAGAAUUAUAGAGUGAUAAUAGUACCUAAUAGUAACUGUUGGAAACUUUAGAAAAGACCUAGUAAUUAUUGGAUGUUGAAAAAGCUAAGACUUAAAAAUUAGAGAAUACAUUAGCUAAAAGUAUUAAUGAUAAAUAUCAUAAUAAUAGAUAACAGGAUAUAUGAUGAGAAAUGUAAAGAAUUAAAUAAGAAUAUUGAGAAAAUGUUAGAAGGAGUGCAUUCAGUGAUUAGUGAUAAAUAAAGAUUUUAAAGAGAUUGUUAGAAAUAUAAAAAACUAAUUGAAGAUAGACAACUUAAAAUAUAUGUAUUUUUAAUUAAUAAUUUUACAAAUAGAAAUUAUAAGAGGAAGUAAAUAGACUUAGUGUAGAAAAUUAGAAAUUGUUUGUUAAAUAUGAUUAAAUUAAGGAAUUAUAAAGACUAGAAAAGAAUUCUUUAUUAGAUACUUCUGAAGUCAAUUCUUCCUUUAGAUAAAAUAAGAAGAUCUAUAAAUGUUUAAAAGGAGGAACCAAAAAUUCUUUGGUUUAACAAAUUGUGGGUAAAGAAAAUGUAUCAGAUGAGGAAUAAUGA
Molecule: messenger RNA, 2239 nt
Organism: Paramecium sonneborni
Lineage: Eukaryota; Ciliophora; Oligohymenophorea; Peniculida; Parameciidae
Source: the annotation of a GenBank genome assembly